AGCGUCACUGUUUUAUUGUUUUCAUGGUGUUAUUUCUUUUACUCACUCUUCAUGUAAAAACAGAAUAAGAAACAUUUUUCUGGGGUGUUAGCUUCGUGUUUUAGCCCGUCUCCACACACAGUGUGUCGGCUUUGAACGCCACAUUCCAGCGGACAUUUGAACGUCACACGGGCAGAGGGGGAGGGCGGUGCUGCGUUCACUGCCCCCUCCCCCAAAACCACGAGGCUCCGGUGUUGACAGGGCCCGAUCACCGCCCCGCGUCCAGUCCGGCUUCUCUACCACCAACCACGGGGCGAGCAGACAAAGCAAGCCCCGCUCCUGGAGCUCCGCUUCUCCGUGUGAACGACACCCGGCCGUUGUCACAACCCCCUCCCCGGGUUUCAAAGCCUUUCAUGCGGGCUCACAAAGGAUUAGCGGCCGUGCGGGAAUUCCGCCCUCCGGUCCUUAUUUAGCACCGAGCGGGCCCGGCAGGCUCCGCCUCCCGUUCAUUUGUCAACAAAGGGGCUUGACAGAGCCGCAGAAACCCUGCCCCCAUGUUUCCUUAAAAGGAUGAUUUGUCCAUACACGGCCGACACCGAGCCGUGCGGGUAACCUCUCCUUCCCCGUCCCCGUUCAUAUGGUGCGUUGACUUCCUCCGUCGCCGUUAAAGCGGAGCUAUCAUGGCGGAGCGCGUACAGCAGCCCCCGGCCAAGCGGCUCUGCUGUAGACCGGGAUACGGCUCGACAUGUCGGCAAGGCCAGCGGGCCGCGGGGGCGACGUGCGGCGGCGGCGGCGCCGGCGGCUCGGCGUCCAACCAGGGCGGGUCGAGUAAAACCCAGAACCCGGAGUCUCUGCUGGACAUCGCGGCGAGGAAAGUCGCCGAGAAGUGGCCGUUUCAACGGGUGGAGGAGCGUUUCGAGCGGAUCCCGGAGCCCGUACAGAGGCGGAUCGUGUACUGGUCGUUCCCGAGGAGCGAGAGGGAGAUCUGCAUGUACUCGUCGUUCAACACGGGAGGCGGCGGCGGGGAGGAGAUCGGAAGUAGCGGGGAGAGCGGCGACGAGACGCGGCUGCCUUUCCGACGGGGCAUCGCUCUGCUGGAGAGCGGCUGCGUGGACAACGUGCUGCAAGUCGGGUUUCACCUCAGCGGCACAGUAAGAGAACCCGCCACGUCGUCGGAGCCCGAGCUGGUGUGCAACGUGAGCGUGAGCUUCGACCGCUGCAAGAUCACCGCAGUGACGUGCAGCUGCGGCAACAAGGACAUCUUCUACUGCGCCCACGUGGUGGCGCUCUCGCUGUACCGAGUACGGAAGCCCGAGCAGGUCAAACUGCGCCUGCCCAUCUCAGAGACUCUUUUCCAAAUGAACAGAGACCAGCUGCAGAAGUUCGUUCAGUACCUGAUCACGGUGCAUCACACCGAGGUGCUGCCCACGGCGCAGAAGCUGGCCGACGAAAUCCUGUCGCAGAACUCCGAGAUCAACCAGGUCCACGGAGCUCCUGAUCCGACGGCCGGCGCCAGCGUGGACGACGAGAACUGCUGGCAUCUGGACGAGGAACAAGUUCAGGAACAGGUCAAGCUCUUUCUCUCCCAGGGCGGGUACCACGGCUCGGGAAAGCAGCUCAACUUACUGUUCAGCAAGGUGAGAGAGAUGCUGAAGAUGAGGGACUCCAACGGCGCUCGCAUGCUGACGCUGAUCACGGAGCAGUUCAUGGGCGACCCCAGGCUGGCGCUGUGGAGGCAACAAGGGACGACCAUGACGGACAAAUACAGGCAGCUGUGGGACGAACUCGGCGCCCUGUGGAUGUGCAUCGUGUUGAAUCCUCACUACAAACCCGAGCAGAAAGGCUUCUGGCUCCGGCAGCUCCGCCGGUGGAGCGGCGUGGACGUCUGCCCCUUGGAGGACGGUAACCAUGGCAGCGAGCUGACCAAUCUGACCAACGCUCUGCCCCAGGGUCCUCCUGGAAACCCAGAUUCGCUGACUCGGCCUCACCGGACGGUGUUCACGCGAGCGAUCGAGGCCUGCGACCUGCACUGGCAGGACUCCCACCUGCAGCACAUCAUCACCGAGGACCGCCACACAAGCUACUGUUACCAUGACAACCUUGACAGCUCCCUGUUCGACGCCCGGGGGUGGCCGCUGUGGCACGAACACGUCCCGACUGCGUGCGCUCGGGUGGACGCCCUCCGAUCACACGGUUACCCGAAAGAAGCACUCAGGCUGGCCAUCGCCAUCGUCAACACACUGCGGAGGCAACAGCAGAAACAGAUGGAGUUCUUCCGGACUCACAAGAAAGAGUUGCUCCAUAAAGGCAUCACGUCGGUCACAAACCUGGAGGGUUGGGUGGGUCACCCUCUGGACCCGAUCGGCACUCUGUUCAGCACCCUGAUGGAGAUGGGAUGGGCCAGCGAGGACGGAGCGACGGCCCUGCUCGACUUCUCCGGCUCGCCGGGUUCAGGUCGGAGGACGACAGAGCCUUCUGUUUCCCCGGCGGCGGCAGCAGCGCAGCGUUUCCUGGAGGACGGCGAGUCUUUCGUGUCGCUCGCCGUGGAGACGGCUCUGAUCGGUUUAGGGCAGCAGAGGGUGAUGCCGGACGGCCUUUACGCCCAGGAGAAAGUGUGUCGCAACGAAGAGCAGCUAUUGGCCAGGCUGCAGGAAGUGGAUUUAGACGACACGCUGGUGAAGAUCUUCCGGAAACAAGCCGCCUUCCUGCUCGAGGCUGGUCCUUACAGUGGUCUGGGGGAGUUACUCUACAGAGAAAGCGUCCCCAUGCACACCUUUGCCAAGUAUCUGUUCACCUCCCUGCUACCUCAUGACGCCGAACUGGCGUACAAAAUUGCACUGAGGGCCAUGCGGUUGCCGGUCCUGGAGUCCACGGCCCCCUCCGGCGACUUGUCUCGGCCUCACCAUAUAGUGUCGGUGGUGCCCAACCGCCUCCCUCGCUGGUUCACCCUCAGCCACAUAGAGACCCAACAGUGUGAACUGGCCUCCACCAUGCUCACUGCUGCUAAAGGCGACGCUCGAAAGCUGGAAACAGUGUUAGAGUCCAUCCAGAAGAACAUCCACUCCGCGUCGCACAUCUUCAAACUGGCCCAGGAUGCCUUCAAGAUCGCCACGCUCAUGGACAGCCUGCCGGACAUCACGCUGCUCAAAGUGUCCCUGGAGCUGGGCCUUCAGGUGAUGAGGAUGACGCUGUCCACCUUGAACUGGCGGAGGAGGGAGAUGGUGCGAUGGUUGGUCACGUGUGCUACGGAGGCCGGUGUGUUUGCGUUGGACAGCAUCAUGCAGAGCUGGUUCACCCUCUUCACCCCGACCGAAGCCACGAGCGUCGUGGCGAGCACGGUCAUGUCCAACAGCACCAUCGUCCGGCUGCACUUGGACUGCCAUCAGCAGGAGAACCUGGCCAACUCCGCCCGAACCCUGGCUCUACAGUGUGCCAUGAAGGACCCCCAAAACUGUGCCCUCUCGGCUCUGACGCUCUGCGAGAAGGACCACAUUGCCUUCGAGACAGCCUAUCAGAUUGUACUGGACGCAGCCGCCACGGGAAUGAACUACACGCAGCUGUUUACGAUAGCACGCUACAUGGAGCACCGAGGUUAUCCAAUGAGGGCGUACAAACUAGCGACGUUAGCCAUGACUCACCUGAACCUCAGCUAUAACCAAGACACGCACCCGGCCAUCAACGACGUGCUCUGGGCAUGCGCUCUCAGCCACUCGCUGGGGAAAAACGAACUGGCAUCCGUCAUCCCCCUGGUGGUGAAGAGCGUGAAAUGCGCCACCGUCUUGUCGGACAUUUUGCGGCGGUGCACGUUAACGACGCCGGGCCUGGUGGCGCUGCACAGUCGCAGCAGGAACUCUGGGAAGCUGAUGCCCCUGGACAAGGCGCCGCUCAGGCAGCUACUGGACGCCACGAUCGGGGCUUACAUCAACACGACGCACUCGCGGCUGACGCACAUCAGCCCGCGCCACUACAGCGAGUUCAUCGAGUUCCUCAGUAAAGCCAGAGAGACGUUUCUAAUGGCGCACGACGGACACAUCCAGUUCACACAGUUCAUAGACAACCUGAAACAGAUUUACAAGGGCAAGAAGAAACUCAUGAUGCUCGUUCGAGAGAGGUUUGGUUGAUCGACCAAAUAUCUCGUUUUUUUUACUUGAGUCUCCUUUUUUUUAUCCUUUCUAACUUGAAGUGAAAAUCCCCCUAAAACAAGAUACGAAAUAAGUUUUAGGGUACAAAAGAAAACAAACACUGUAAACCGUAAAAAGCAACAGCCGGUGUCGAUGUGUAUAAAACGUUUGCGGAAGGAGAGAACCGUCAAAUCGUGGAAGUUUUCGUGUGUUUCCCUUUAUAUGUAUGAAAGCGAAAGUUUUACACUGAGUAUAUACUGUAUUGUCCAGUGGCAAAAUGUCCACCUUGCACUCCUCUUUACUUCCCUCAGCCAACGUUCAGAGCCUCAAAGAGAAGACAAACGGCUUUAAACCAAAUGGAGCAACUCCAUCUUGAAGUGACAAGUACCUCUUUAAAAAACAAAGGAUCCAGCUUUACUCUUCCCGCCCUCCAAAGUCCUCACCUACUCAUCUGAACCAGAAUUAAUUCACCCGGUCAAUAUUUGUUUUCCCGCCAUUUUCAGGCUGAUUGCAGUGUUGUCUUUAAACAUUAACAGUAUGCUUAAUUUGUCACAGAAACACAGAAACAAACGGUCACAGUGCUCGCUCUUUGUGUGGAAACUUGGCAACUGUCAACAUACCGGUCAAAAGUUUGGACGCGUCUUCUCGCUCAAUGGUUUUUCUUUAAUUUUGUUACUUUCUACAUUGUCAAAACUGUGAAAGAACACGUGUGGGGUUAUGUGGUAUUCAAAAAAAAGUGUAAACAAACCAGAACAUGUUGAGUUUCAUGAGGUCGUCACCUGAAAUGGUUUUCUCGAAGGAGUUUCCAAAGGUGCUGAGGUCUCGUUGGCUGGUUUGCCUUCUCUCUGUGGUCCAACUCAUUCCAAACCAUCUCAACUGGGUUUAGGUUGGGUGAUACAUCACUCUGAUUCUUGGUGAAGUAGUCUUUACAGAGCCUGGAGGUGUGUUUUGGGUCACUGUCACGUUGGAAAACAAACAAUGGUCCCAUUAAGAACAUGGCAUGUCCAUGAAGUAUGGUAUGGUAGCCAUGUUGGCCUCCACACCAUCACACCUCCUCCUCUGUGUUUCAUGUUGGGAACCACACAUGUAGAUAUCAUCCGUUCACCUUGUCAAAGCCACGGCGGUUGGAACCAAUACUCCCAAAUUUGGAUUCAUCAGACCAAAGUCCAGACUUCCACUGGUCUGAUGUCCAUUCCUUGUUGGUCUCCCUCAGUCGUGGUUUCUUCAUCAUAAUACAUUCAAUGUUCUUGAUAUUAUCUGGACUGACUGACCUUCGUGUCUUAAAGUGAUGAUGGACCAUUGAUUCUCUUUACAUUGUUGAGUGCUUCAUACCAUAACAUGGGUUAGAACAGUAGUUAAAUGCCAACACGCCAACAAAGCCUCGGCCUUGUAAUUGACCACAUUUUUACUCGGUCUGGUCUCGGUGUUAGACUAAGAGGACUCUGGAUUUUAGUUCAAGACCAGUCAAGACUUCAACUGCAGGUAUAUCACCUACAAAAGAACACAGCGGUAUGUAGCAACCACGCUUCACCCAAAGAGAUUUCGUGAAUAUUAGCUACCUAAGUAUGCUGUAUACUGUCUGGACUUAGUUUUGCAAUAUCUUGGUCUUGACUUGGUCUUAACACCUCAAAGUUUUGGUCUUGUCCCAGUCUCGAUGCACUCUUGGUCAAAACUCUGAACAACAGCUAAUGGUCUCUACUAAUUAACUCUUGACAAGGCAUACCUGGUAAAUAAAAGGCUUUCCAGGUGACGACCCUAUGAAGGUGAAUGUGAGAUACUACUAAAAGCUAUAUUCCACCAGGCACCUCGAUGCAAUGCAUUUCUGCCAGAGCUAAUCGCAGUCGCUCUAGUCGAAGUUUUCGAAGUCCACCGGAAGCGGCAUGGUCUGUUUCAGAAGCAUCACGAGCAGGUUAACGAAGCCUGGUGGGCAGAACACUUCUGAAACGCUCCUGGUGGGGUUUGAAGUCGAGAGUGGACCAAAACAACAUCGUUGUUACAUUGAAGUUUAACACAUUAUUUCACAGUAUCGAUGUCUCCAGUGUUCAAUGUAGAAAAACGAGAAGGUGUCCAAGCUUUUAUCCGGAAACGUACAUUCUCAGGGAUUUCUCUAAAUAAAAAACAACAAAAAAAAAAAGCAAACAAAAGAGAACAAAAAGCAUUUUAUUGCUGUGUAUAUAUGAAAGUAUAUGUCUGAAUAUUGAAAAAAAAAUGUAUAUGUUAACUAAUUUAUGACAGAAUAUUCUAUGUAAGGCACAAUACUUGAAGCUGCAGUAAAAAAAAACAUAAAAAAAGAAACAACAUAUCAGAAGGACUUCUUCUUCUUCUUUUUCUUCUUCUUCUUCUUCUUCUUCUUCAUUCGCCUUGCAUCGCAUCAGGGGCCAGUUCCAAACAGGAGGACACGCCGGCUGCAGACAUGUAAUGAACUGCAGAGAAACCCGGACACGUUAAAAACACGGCAGCAGCAGCAGCAGCGUGUUGAGGAUUGUACCGAGGCAACAAUAUUCCAGUCCACAAAACGAAGCUCUGUUUUACCGCCUCCUGACAUCUCGACUUUGUUCAGGACAGAAACUGUUUUUUUCCGUUUGUUUUAACUCCUCACACGAGAACAGCCUUCUUCUUUCUUGCCUUGUCUUAAUGCUUUAAAAUAACCAAAUGGGAGUUCGAACUUCACCAAACUUUAUUCGUUUAUACGCCAACCGACUUUUUAUCGUCUUUUUUUGUUGUCGUUGAAUUUUUAGCUGAACUGGCUCAGUGUGUUUCUGUGCUUUAAAAGCUCAUUUCAUGUUUUUUCAGUGUCGUCUCUUCGUGUCCGUAGAUCUUUUUUCUUUUUUUUUUAUUUAUUACGUUAGGUAAAUGAUUGUACGACCAUGUCAACAUGCUCAUGAAGUUGAAACUUAAGAUUUGAUACACUGAUCGAUUUAUUUAUGUAACUAAAAAUCACUGUUUUAUAAACUUGUUAAUGAAUCAACAUUUUGUUUCGAUUAAAUUUGUUUUUGUUUUUUUGAGAGGAUGACGUC
Messenger RNA from Larimichthys crocea (large yellow croaker), 7117 nucleotides. RefSeq names its product zinc finger, SWIM-type containing 6 (gene zswim6). Gene Ontology annotation, cellular component: Cul2-RING ubiquitin ligase complex. NCBI's taxonomy places the organism in Eukaryota, Metazoa, Chordata, Actinopteri, Sciaenidae. Bases 660 to 4100 code for a protein of 1146 amino acids. Gene Ontology annotation, molecular function: zinc ion binding. The transcript has 14 exons. The record is from RefSeq and is a predicted model, not a curated record.